Carica papaya (papaya) is the source of this 565-nucleotide messenger RNA. Its product is annotated as hydroxyproline-rich glycoprotein family protein. NCBI's taxonomy places the organism in Eukaryota, Viridiplantae, Streptophyta, Magnoliopsida, Brassicales, Caricaceae. The record is from RefSeq and is a predicted model, not a curated record.
GCUUCUCAAUGGAGUCUGGAUCUCCUCCCUACAUGUCUUGUAUUUUAAGACUUAACGUUCGUGCUGAAGGAUGGGAGAGCUCGUUGAGUGAAGUUUUAGAAGGCAUCAGAGAUGUCUCCUGCACCAUUGAUGCAUCUAGAGCAAUAGCUUAUGUUUCUGGGGAAACAGACCCAUGUAUCAUCCUCAGGAUCAAAGAUGCUGGCAAACAUGUUCAGCUCCUAAAAGUAAAGUAUGGCUACAACCCAUCAGAAAUUUCAAGCUAUCAAUCUCCUCAACACUAUCAAUCUGCCAUCUCUCCACCCUAUCAUCCUCAUCAUCUGCCUCUGCAACCUGUACUACAACCACCCUACUGCUACUCUCAUUGCCCACCUCCCAUCUCCCACUCGUGUACCUGCUCAUCAACCUAUCCAUCCUGCCCUUACUAUGCGCCUUCAAAUUUCCCGUCCCCCUAUCCAUCUUGUCCGUACUAUACGCCCUCCGGUCAGUAUUUUCCCCAGUCACCACCACCACCACCAGCAGACUUCAAUAUCGGGGAACCACAGUGCAGGAUUAUGUGAAAGUGUUG